AUGAGGAUGGACGACACUCGCAACGGGCAUCGUACCAGGAUGCGGCCAGCCACAGCGGACGCCCUCGUCUUUCCCAGGAGUGCCACAACGUCGCCGACGCGGCAAGGCACGACCUGGACGCUCGGGUUCGGGCUAUCCCCGCUCCUCGACAGCUCCACCUCUGUCAUCACGGGAGGGCGACUCGACCUGGGUGAUGAAGGUGGCGAGGGCCACGGCGAGGAGGACAUCAAUGCCGUGGGCCUCACGGGAGCAAGAUCCGCGCUCGGCCUUGUCCCCGUCGAGUUCCCAUCGUCCGUGGCACAAGCUCUACUCGCGGCCAACCAUAACGGACACCGCUGUCUCUCCACGGAGUGCCACACCGUUGCCGACGCGGUGGGGCACGGCUGCACGGCCGGGGCGCUCGGGCUCCGCCCCUUCCUCGGCACACCCGCCCGCUUCCUCGUGGGCUCCAUCUCGGGCGCGACUGGUCUCCGAGGCAGAGUCAUGGUCGGCGCGCUCGACAUGGGAGAUGGAGACGGCGAGGGCGAGGAGGACGUCACGGAGGAGCUCAGGUUUCAGGAUGCUCAUCGACAUAUACAGGCCGUUCUCCACUUGAUUUAUGUCAGGAGUCGAAUCAAAACUGUGGUUCACUGUUCACAUUGGGUCUUCUAUCUGCUGGUAAAAGAACUCAGAGUAUGCUCGACGCGAUCGGACACAUCGAUCCAACGGCGCCGGUGUACCAUUGGAAAAUCAAUAGGUGUGAUGCUGUAUUGCGGGAAGUCGUGGGAGAAAAUCUUUACAAGGAAGUGAUCGUCGCAUCGCCAAGGGAGGACGAAGGCGAUUUUGGCUGCAUCGUCAUCUGUGGGAAUGAAGUUCUUCACGGAGUUGCCAACUUCAUGGAAAAUAAGAAGCGGGGCAUGAAGUUGUAGUCUCACAAGUCACAAGGUCACUGGAUAGCCAUUUCAUAUCAUCAUUGCGGGAAGUCAAAGAGAAGUUCAUAAUGAUAUGACAUUAAGCAAUUUAUAUGGAAAUUGUUUCUGCUGCCUUCCAAAACAAUUUAUUGCAAGAUGUGAAAAUGAAACCAUCUUUAACGCAGUACAAACAUGUAGUUUAUUUUGUUUUCCAAAAGUUUGAUCAUAUUGGAUUGGAUGCUCCUAUUCUUUUUGUGUGUGCUUCCUAAUGGCUAAUCCUUAA
This is a messenger RNA of Triticum aestivum (bread wheat), 1173 nucleotides long. RefSeq lists its product as uncharacterized. Bases 1 to 789 code for a protein of 262 amino acids. The record is from RefSeq and is a predicted model, not a curated record. Lineage: Eukaryota; Viridiplantae; Streptophyta; Magnoliopsida; Poales; Poaceae. The transcript is spliced from 6 exons.